Molecule: messenger RNA, 1051 nt
Organism: Diaporthe batatas
Lineage: Eukaryota; Fungi; Ascomycota; Sordariomycetes; Diaporthales; Diaporthaceae
Exons: 2
Coding region: 198-878 (226 amino acids)
Source: RefSeq, a predicted model, not a curated record
AUUUCUGCUGACCUAUCCGUCCUUUGUUACCCUGACAUCUGUCCACGCCACGCCCAUAUUCUAUUCGCCAAUCUUCCCGUAGCUGUGUUGUUGUUGUGCAAGGCAUGAAGUAAAGCGUCUCGGUGAUAUUUAGAACCACACAACUACAGGACCCCCCCUCCUUCGCGUAUCGCCAGUCACCGAAAACAGCCGACAACAUGUCAUCUCUACCCAAGAAUGUCCACGUCUCAAACCACCCUUGCCUGAGGGCCAAGCUGAGCCAAUUGCGGUCAAAAAGCACGCCCUCCAAGGACGUCAAGGCAUUGGUCCACGACAUCUCCCUCAUCGUGGGCUGCGAGGCACUAGCAUCGGCCAUCACCACAGCCCCCGGCCCCAAGGACCAAACCCCUCUCGGCUUCGAGUACGAGACGACGACGAUCCCGCAGACCCUCUCCAUCGUGCCCAUCCUGCGCUCGGGGCUGGGCAUGGUCGACGCCGUGCAGACGCUGCUGCCCGACCCCGUCGCCGUGCACCACCUGGGCCUGUACCGCGAGCCCUCGACCCUCGAGCCCGUCGAGUACUACAACAACCUGCCCGAGCACAUCACCGCCGGCAGCGCCGACGGGCCCUCCAGCCUCGCCAUCAUCGUCGACCCCGUCAUCGCCACCGGCGGCACCUGCGCCGCCGCCAUCCAGACCCUCAAGGAGUGGGGCGCCCAGAGGAUCAUCGUCCUGAGCGUCCUCGGCGCCCAGCCCGGCCUCGCGAGGGCCGCCGGCGAGUGGCCCGAGGGCGUCGAGAUCUACGUCGCCGGCCUGGACGAGGAGCUGACCCCCGGUGGGAUGCUGAAGCCUGGCCUUGGGGACGUGGGCGACCGUUUGUUCUUGACUAUUGGGAAGUAGGAUGUGGCUCUGGUCUCGAGAGUCGCUGGGAUCCAUGCUUGGGUUGUAUCCUGGAUUUUGGGACUAUCUGGUACAUGUGUUUUGUGCAAGCUGAGGGAGAUGAUAUCAUCUGUCAUCAGGGUCUGAGGUCUAAUAGAAAAAGAACAUUGAAUAAGAGAUUUUUGCUGUCCGAG